Molecule: messenger RNA, 830 nt
Organism: Lineus longissimus
Lineage: Eukaryota; Metazoa; Nemertea; Pilidiophora; Heteronemertea; Lineidae
Product: keratinocyte-associated protein 2-like
Exons: 4
Coding region: 140-484 (114 amino acids)
Source: RefSeq, a predicted model, not a curated record
UUGUUUUCAGUGGUGCAAAAUUCGUAUUAUGGGCGAAUCCCGUGUGCUUUACCGAAUGCACUGAGCUGGGUGUACAUCUGUAUCAAGUGGAGUAUCGUUCUUACUGGCCACAACACUCUCUGUGUUGUUAUUUGCUGGUAUGCAGAUGUACCGAUCACAGCUAGCUGGUCAAGACUACAUGACUAUCGUUGGUGGAUUCCUUGGCUCAAAUUUGUUCAUCCUUCUUCUCACUGCUGUGGGCAACUUUGAAACUGCAACAUUUGGAGCUGGAUUCCAGACAAAAUUAUUCCCAGAAGUAAUAGCCUGUCUACUUAUCGCAUUAUUUGCAUCAGGAUUGGUACAUAGAGUCUGUGUCACAACAUGCUUCAUCUUUUCCAUCGUGGCCUUGUACUACAUCAACAGAAUAUCUCUGAGCAAAUAUUCAGCCCCUGUUCCGGUAGUAGGAGGUCCUACUCCAUCCAAAAAUAAGAAGAAGAGGAAUUAAAUACUUUGGAUAUAGGGACAUUAAUCAAUUACAUAGUCAUGAUGGAUGGGUGUAUUUCCUGCUUGCAAAUACACUAUUUUCUUUCUUCGUUGGCUUUUUUUUUCAAGUACUGAGUACUUGGUUAUUUGGUUCCCUUGUUGAAAGAAAACGCAUGAAUAAUAAACUGGAAAUUUGUCUGAAAUUAUGUCAUGUGAAGCCAACUUAAAUCAAUAUGGCAAAGAUAUAUGGUUUAUUACUAUGAUUUGCUCUUUGUCCUAGCAAAAAGAUACCAAUGAAGCAUGUUUCAGUCUCAUGUCAUCCAUAUUGUAAAACUAUUUUUACUGAAAAUACAUAUAUGAAAGAAGUA